Molecule: messenger RNA, 3030 nt
Organism: Actinia tenebrosa (Australian red waratah sea anemone)
Lineage: Eukaryota; Metazoa; Cnidaria; Anthozoa; Actiniaria; Actiniidae
Source: RefSeq, a predicted model, not a curated record
CGAACACUAUAGAAUGAGAUUCCUUCAAACAUGUACUCUGCUUAGGCUUGUUGCUUACCAAGAGGCCCAAGAGCAAGUACUAAGGGGGUGACAAAACUUAGAAUACUUUUUGUUGCUGACUGAAAUACGUCACAGGAGCUUGGAUUUUUAGUUAUUGUGAAGUGAUUUGAUACUCAAGCACCAUUCUCCAGUGCUAAUUGUAUAUCAAAAGCAAUAUUGAUUUUGAAGUGUGCGAAGAAAAGUUAGACCACUUGGAAAGCAGCACUGAAAUACAUUUGGAGACUUUGGGAUUUUUUGUCAAAUGAUUUGAAAGUUGGUAGAUCAAGAUUUUAACACUUAUCGGAUCGCAGAUUUCUGGACGCGGAAAUUAGUUGGUUAUCAAAAAAGACAACAUGUAUCGUGGUAAGGCACCUUCGAGGCGAGGAGGUCUGCAGACACAGACCAGAAAUAGUGACCUAGUGCACAGCACUUCCUUGACUAAUGCAUUUUCAAGAGAAGAGAGAAACCUCGACAAGAAACUGCAGAAGUUGAAUACUGAAAGGAAACUUUCUCUGGCUCAGAUGGACAGUGAAAUCAAAUUGUACCGCAAAAUGAGCAAAAAUAAAAUCGAGAAAUGUGAUGAUGACUGCGACAUGUCGGAUAUUUCGGAAGCAGGAAGCAAUGACGAUGAAGGGGAUAUUCAUAUUGGAUGCAGUACGUCGUCUUCUUAUGAUUCGAACUUCAAAAGAAAAACAGGACAAGAUCUUAGAGUAAAUAACAGUAAUGCUAAUAAUCUUCCCAGCAAGUAUAAUUCAUCUUUUUUGAGAUUUACACCAUUUGGUUCUUCGAGAAAAGUAUUGUCACUUGAAGACUCUUCCAAACAGUUUAGUCAUCAAUCUUUGCGUAAAACUCACUCAGAACCGGCUCAAAUAGAAAAAUUCCUCUCGAGGAGAUUACGAGACAUGCCACAGCAUUUUGAGACUAAGAAAUCAGUCACUAGGCCGCGAUCUGCAUCUGGUACACAGAUUCAAAAGGCAAAAGAAAUUGAAGACUAUAAUCUUAGGAAUCGCAGUAUGUCAAUUAGACAUGUUGAUUUUGAACAUAGAGGAUUACCUCAUCAGAUGGAUGGUCACCAAAAUACUGGAUUGCCUCAUCACACGGGUGGUUAUCAAGCUAGUGGGCUGUCUUAUAGUAUAGAUGGUCACCAAACUAGUAAACUGUCUCAUCAAAUAGGUGGUCACCAAGCUAGUGGAUUGUCUUAUAUGGGUGGUCACCAAACUAGUGGAUUGUCUCAUAUGGGUGGUGACCAAGCUAGUAGACUGUCUCAUAUGGGUGGUCACCAAACUAGUAGACUGUCUCAUAUGGGCGGUCACCAAGCUGGUGGAUUGUCUCAUCUGACGAGUGGUUUGCCAGAUAGUGGGGUCCCCACAGAUAAUAUUGGCGAUCACAAAUCGAUCGUACAUAUACGGGAUUUGGUUCAUUCAGAACGCCAUUUGAUCGGUGGACUAGGCAGUCACAAAUCAGAUGGAUUGACAUUUGGUACUCGUGGUCCCGAACCCGGUGGGGUAACCUGCGGGAUGAAUGGUCCCGAAGUCGUUGGGAUGACUUGUGAGAUGCUUAGUCAUGACUCUCAAUUGAAAACAAACAAAACACCAGGUUUUUCUGUUUCAAAAUUCAACAGUUCUAUUGCCGGAUCAAAAAGGCUCGAAAAGACUAAUACAUCUGCGGCUUUGACACCCAAUUUCCCUUCCAACGUAAACCAUACAGCAUCUUACCAAGAACCUCACCUUAAGCAAAAUUCUGUGGGUCCAUCUGCGUUACCCAAGCAACAGUCAAAUACCACACACAGCACUUCUGAUUGGUUGUUUCAAAAUACUCCACCAAAACACCUAGGGAUUACUCUUCAUAGCCCAAUGUUAUUUCAUCCAAGAUUUCACAACAAUUUGGGUUUGGUAGACGUACCUGAAGAAAACACCGAGUCCACUGACCCAAACAGCUUUCAUGCUUUAAGAAAAUGCCGGUACCUACGAAUACCUAAGCCACCCUCUCAUGAUCCUGGUAUUGAUCAUGCAUGGUCUACUUGACUCUUACACACAAAAAUAUACUGCAAUCGACAUUUUUAGCUCAGGCGCGUGUCAUUCCCAAGAGUAUCAUUUCUUUGUUUAACUGUUGCGCAUGAGAAGACAAAUGUCAAAUUCAAACAAAGAAUUGAAUCUUAUUCUCCAGGGCAUGACACAUUGUCUAAAAUGGUGGGGUGGGGGCAUCCAAGCUAAAAAGAUCUAUUCAUAUUUACUGGACUUAGGGGAAUUGAAGCUGUCGAAGCGGCCACCAGCCCUCCCUUGCGAGGAAUCGUUCCAAAUUGAAUACUCCGAUGAUAAAGCCUUUCUUGAAACAAAGACCGGCUAAAAGGGAGUGCACCGAUUCAAUCUUACGGCAAUAAGCACUUUUAUGUUGCAUUUUCUAUUUCUGCAUUCAUAAAUAUUGAUUGGUUUUAUUAACAAACCGAUAUAAAGUAUCCUAGCAAAACGGUCAUGACGUUAAAUGCUAAAGGUUAUUGUAUAAAUAUCUUUUUGAAAUAUAAUAUGAUCCAAGGGCGUAUCCAAAGGUCAUUGGGUGCUUAUGAUCGCCAUCGUUCCCAAUGGCAGUUUAUUUCUGAUUACGUCCAUAUAUCUAUUUCAAAAAAACGUUGUCGGUCAGAGAUCUGACUGAUCUGAAAUCUGAGACUGAGUAAAACGCAGCAAAAUAUAAUAUAUUCACAGUCGGAUUAGAUUGGAAUAUGAAGCAUGACCUUUGAGUUAGGAAUGUGAUUUUUCGUAUUUUAGCCAGAAAAUAUGAAAACAAAAUUCUGUAUAGUCUCAGAUCGCUCAACUUAGAUCUCCGACCAAAAACGUUUUUUGAAAUUGGUGUAUUAGUACGUAAAAGGAAAGGGAGAGAUGCUCUUUCGAUGUCAGUUUUUUUUCAAUGGUGAGAGAUCCUUCGCGAGAAGUUAUGGAUACGCUCCUAUAUAAUUAACAAUGAUAUAAUACAUAAAAUCAAAUUAUCAGUUUAAAG